CUUAUCAUUUAGAAAUGGGUGUGACCAACUUGUAAACUGCGAGCGUUGACAAACCAGUUCAGUGCUGAUCAGAAUGCAGUUGUGCAACAUAAGAGGGUUUGGCUUCCUCUGCGACACAUAUAUUUCUCUCAGUAAGUAAAACUCUUGAGUCCAUUUCUGGCUUUGAGUGGUGAAAUGGCGCAGCAAAGAAAUCAAGCAAACGAGAAGAAAUUCUCAUGUUCGGUCUGUCUGGAUCUACUGAAGGAUCCAGUGACUAUUGCCUGUGGACACAACUACUGCAUGAGCUGUAUUCAAACUCACUGGGAUAUAGAAGAUCAGAAGACAAGUUACAGCUGUCCUCAGUGCAGACAGACUUUUUACACAAGGCCUGCCCUGGUGAAGAACACCAUGUUGGCAGAAUUAGUGGCGGAACUGAAGAGGACUGGACUCCAAGCUCCUCCAGCUGAUCACUGCUAUGCUGGACCUGGAGAUGUGGCCUGUGAUUUCUGCACUGGGAGGAAGCUGAAGGCCUCCAAGUCCUGUCUGCAGUGUCUGGCUUCUUACUGUGAUCAACACCUCCAGCCUCACUAUGAAUCUCCUGCUUUUAAAAAACACAAACUUUUGGAGGCCUCAGUUAAUCUUCAGGAGAACAUCUGCUCCCGUCAUGAUGAGGUGAUGAAUAUUUUCUGCCGCACUGACCAGCAGUGUAUCUGCUUUCUCUGCUCACUUGAUGAACAUAAAGGUCACAACACAGUCUCAGCUGCAGCAGAGAGGACGGAGAAGCAGAAGGAGCUUGGUGAAAGUUGGCAAAGAAUCCAGCAGAGAGUCCAGGACCUAGAGAAAGACUUGAAGGAGCUUCAGCAAGAAACAGAGACCAUCAAUCGCUCUGCUGAUAAAUCAGUGGAGGACAGUGAGAAGAUUUUUACUGAGUUGAUCCAACUCAUUGAGAAGAGACGCUCUGAUGUAAAGCAGCAGAUCAGAUCCCAGCAGAAAAUAGAUGUGAGUGGAAUCAAAGAUCUUCAGGAGAAGCUGUACCAGGAGAUCACUGAGCUGAAGAGGAAAGAUGCCGAACUGGAGCAGCUUUCACGUACAGAGGACCACACCCACUUUCUUCACAGUUACCGUACACUGUCAAAACUCCCUGAGUCUACAGACUCACCAAGACCAAACAUCUACUGUCUGCAGUACUUUGAGGAUGUGGCAGAAGCUCUGACAGUAGCCAGAGAUAAAAUGUAUGCAAUUUUUACUGAGACAUGGAGUUUUGCAGAACCAACGACCAGAGCUCAGUUCUUACGAUAUUCACGUGCAAUCACACUGGAUCCAAACACAGCAGGUACAUUUCUGGUGUUAUCAGAGGGGAAUAGAAAAGUAACAUUUGAUGGAAACAAUAAAACAUAUCCUGAACAUCCAGACAGAUUCUUCCUCAGACCUCAGGUCUUGAGUAAAGAUGGACUAACUGGACGUUGUUACUGGGAGGUGGAGGUGAGCAGGGUUGCUGAUGUAGCAGUCGCUUACAAGAGUAUGAGAAGAUCAGGAAACUUUCAUGCAUAUGCAUUUGGAUACAAUGAGAAGUCUUGGGCGCUGCUUUGUCACAGUGGUUAUACAUUCAGAAAUGAUGACCACAAUCUCAGCAUCUCAGGCCCUAAAUCCUCCAGAAUAGGAGUGUACCUGGAUCACAGUGCAGGUAUUCUGUCUUUCUACAGCGUCUCUGAAACUAUGACUCUCCUCCACAGAGUCCAGACCACGUUCACUGAGCCGCUCCAUGCUGGACUUUAUCUCUGUGGUCCUGAUGGAGACACAGCUGAGUUCUGUAAACUUGAGUAGUCAUUGAAGUAGCAGGGGAAAGACUGAUAUAAAAGAAAU
This is a messenger RNA of Centropristis striata (black sea bass), 1842 nucleotides long. Its product is annotated as tripartite motif-containing protein 16-like. Bases 175 to 1803 code for a protein of 542 amino acids. NCBI's taxonomy places the organism in Eukaryota, Metazoa, Chordata, Actinopteri, Perciformes, Serranidae. The record is from RefSeq and is a predicted model, not a curated record. The transcript has a single exon. Gene Ontology annotation, molecular function: protein binding; zinc ion binding.